AAUCCUAACCCUAAUCUACACAGAGGCACUUACUGUUCCGAGUAAUCAUUUUUCCCCUCAGUGACCAACACACCACCUAGUAUAAAGAUGUGUUUUACUACCUGCUGCUUGAUGUAUUCGUCGAGGGGAAAAUAGAGAUGUGAACAUUUUAUAUUGCAAAGGAAUGUAUUGAUUAUGUCUCUGCCUGAGGCUACUGAAAAGCCUGGAUGAUGCCAAGUACAAAUCUGCUAGUCACAUUUCAGAAGUUUUUUUACCCCAUACUAUCUGGUAUAGGGAUUCCAGUCAACCUCUUCACCUUCUAUAUGAUCAGGUUUCGCAAAUGUGAGAUGUCAGAAACAGCUAUAAUCUACCUUAGUGCCUUGGCCAUUGUAGAUUGCUUUUACCUGCUGUGGGUGGCACUUCUGGACCUGUCCCUAUCCUUUCUCCUAGAUCACCCUUUCUGGCAUGCUUACCCUUGGUGUGGGAUCCUCACCUUCCUUGAGUAUGGCUCCUUGUUCAGCUCUACCUGGAUCGUGGUGGUUUUCACCAUAGAACGCUACCUCGUCCUGAGGAUGACAAAGGUCAAAAUGCACUUCUCUCACUCCAAAGCCACUGUGAGGAUAAUUCUGGCUGUGGUUCUGCUCUGUCACCUGGUGGCAAUUCCAGACUACUGGAUCAACAGUGUCACAAUGUUUAACUACACAACUGAUGGAGAGAACAUCACCUUACCAAGGUGCUUCUAUGAAAACACUAUGUUCUCCACCUUGGUGGUCUGGAUCAACACCUUCAUCUCUGGGGGCAUCCCUUUCACCCUCAUCAUUGUUUUCAACUCUCUCAUUGGAUACCAUCUCACCCAGGCCAGCAAGAUGUUUACCAAGGAACAGCAGAGGAUCAUCAAAGGGGUCACCACCAAAGGCAUGGUCAGAAGGACCAUCCUACUUCUCUUCACAGUCUCUUUUACUUUUGUUGCCUUGUGCCUCCCUCGCUUCGUGACCUACUGCAUCCUGAGGACUGCAUACAACUACCCAGAUUUCAACAGAGAUGACUACAACCUGUCUAUCAAUGUCUUCGGCGACAUUGCGAUCAUGCUGCAAAAUCUGAACUCCACCACCAACUUCCUCUUGUACUGCAUGGUGAGCAAGGGGUUCAGGCAGGAACUGCGGAACCUGCUGAAACCCAACACAAGAGCGAAAGAGCUGGGCUCCCAUUUCACCCAGACAACCAUGAAAGUCUUUUCGGUAACGGGUAGCAAAAUGCAUCGCUCCAGGGAUCCCGUCGAUGUUGUACAUAACUAGCAUGUGUAGACAAAACAGAGCCCCCUACUAAUUCAUGUUGCCUAACUACCCGAAACUGAAGAUAUUCAUGCUACAUUAAACAGUCAUCCGUAAUAAUACAACAUAACUACGUUUAGGUAAACUAGCAUUUAGAAGAAAUAAAAACUGAGGAAGAUUGUUUUUCCAAAACAAAUGCAAAACAGAGUUGGACUUCAUUGCACUGAGCUAACACUACGAGACUGCCUCGCUAGCAGAAAUACAAAGAACUUUACACUCAACAUAUACUACUGUGUAGUGUUGGGUCAGCAAAAAAAUGAGCUUUUUGUGGUGGAAAACAAAGGGAAAAAAAUGAUAUAUUUCUGGUAUUAAGGUAAAAAAAUAUAUAAGUGUCAGCUAUUCUCAAAGUUCUACUAACAUUGUCAACUUUAUGCAUCACACCAAACUAACACAUUGCCCAACUUGUGACAGUUCCAGUUUCCUCCUUUCACAUUCUUCUUUCUAUCUGCCAUGUGAAAAAUAUAGAACUGUUGGAUGUUAAAAGUAUUUUUAUAUGGUGUGUCAUUUUUGUACACUGCACCUAUACCUCCUUUCAACCACGCACGCACACGCACACGCACACGCACACGCACAUACUUCUUUUGUAGCAAAUUGCUUUUGUGGAUGAGGAAAAAAAAAGUUACAAGACUUAGAUGUCUACAAUUAUUUAUUUAAGCAAAACUCCAAAAAUGCUAUUUCAAAAGUAUUCAUACACUCUGAUGCUAUGAUAGUAUUGUCUACAAGGCGCUAGAAAUUUCAAUAUGAUAAUGCAGAACCUAAUUCUAGAAAAUGCUGGAUUGUAGCUGAACAAAAGGGUUAAGCAUAGGAUGAUUGCUGUCAUUACCAAUAAGUCUGAAGACCUUAGACAGAACAUUAUUUAUUGUCAUAAAGCUGGAGAAGGAUACAAGAAGAUUUUCAAUUAUCUGAGUAUCCUAAUUUCAACUAUUGUUUCUAUUAUCAAGAAGUACAAGACUCAUGGUUUUGUCACAACGCUCCCUCAGUCUGGAAGAAAGAAGGUUCUUUCACCAAGAACAAGUAGAAGAAUUGGGAGGAAGGUUAAUAACAAUCCGAGAUUGACUGCCAAAUAUAUUCAAAGUGAAUUGGCUGCAACUGGGACAGGGGUCUCCAUUUCAACCAUAGCUCGAGUAUUGUAUGGUGAACGUUUCAAUGGUCGCAGGGAAAGGAAAAAAACAAUCAGGAAAAUGUCACAAGGACAAUCGCUUAAAUUUUGCAAAAUGGCAUUUGAAUGAUGGAUAUUAGUUCUGGUCAAAGGUUUUGUGAGUGAUGAAACAAAAAUCAAGCUUUUUGGUCACGCUGAUAGUCAUUAUGUUUGGAGAAAGUCUGGUGAGGCGUGCAAAGAAAAGAACACUAUACCUACUGGCAAGCAUGGAGGUGCUAAUAUCCUUAUAUGGGGCUGUUUUUCCUCUAAUGGCACAGGACAUUUAGUUCCAAUACAUGGUAAAAUGGAUUCCAUAGCAUACCAAAAGAUAUUGGCUAAUCAUCUCAAAUCCUCUGCUACAAAACUUGGUUUAAAGGGCAGUAAAUUAAUUUCAUUUUCCUUGUCAGGGUAUGAAUACUUUUGAAUUAUUGAGUUUUGCAAAAAAAAAAUGCUGAAAUAAAUAAUUGUAGACAUUUAUUUCUUGUGACUUUUUUUCUUCAUCUACAAACGCAAAACUUGCUACAAAAGAUUUUUCCUAUAAUUCUAUAAUUCUUUGUUCUCGAGAAAUUUCUAAAAAUUGAUACAUUUCCAUUGGGGUAUGUAAACUUUUGACUACAACUCACUCUCUCUCUCUCUCUCUCUCUUUAUAUAUAUAUAAGGCUUUAAUAAACAAGAUAGUAUUAUUCUAACAAUUAGGUGAUGGAAUAAUCAAUAGGAAAGAUUGCAAACGCAAACGAGCAAAUAACUUUAAGCAACUAAUGCUUUUAGCCAAAUGGAUCUAAAAAUCUCAUAAAACUGAAUAUGAUGUAGCGAUCAGCACUAAUAAUAUUGGAAAGCAUUUUUUUUGUAAACAGAAGUAAUGAAAUACCUCUCAACAAACUGUUGUCUUGUAUUUAAGUGCAUGUACCUUUAUGUCUUAAUGCAGCUUGUUGUACAAUGUUGAAAUGUCAUUCUGGGAUUGUAAAUUGUCAAUGGGACUUUCCAUGUUAAACAGGAAUUGAUUUCUUUUUUUUUGAUCAUCUUGUCUUUCAACCAUAAAGGACGUGGGAGGUUAGAAUGAACAUGAUGUUUCAGAUUUUCUACACUGUGACUAUGAAAUGAAUUCAGACAGCUAAUGCUUCUGUAGAUAGUUAGCCUUGAACCAUUCUUAUCAGAGCAAUCAAGCUAUAACGUGAAAUUGUUGCUAAUGCUUCUAAGUGUUUUUAUAUUACGAAUAUAAUUUUAGUUAUACCAUAACCUCUCCACUAGUUCUGGCAAAUCCAGUGUGAAUCUAUGAAAACUGAAGGCCCUUGAAAUAGGCUGAACUCCAAAGAGCUGCAUUUCUGGAUUCAAACACUCUGUGUACUUGGGCUCAUGUGCUUAGAUGUUGCAGCCCGCAGUUAUGGCUUAAUGGGCCUAAUCCAGGUUUCAGGAGAGUUUGAUCCCAUCUUUGGAGAGUGCUCCAUCCCUGUACAAAUACACUGUGAUUGACAGCAUACUGUGGAAGAACAAGGCUUGUCUCAACACUGUUUAUUCUGUUAAUGGCCUGCUGUCGUCAUUUCUGCAGCAAAUAUUUGGAGUAUCCUUUUGUCACUGUUUAAUUCAGGGCUUCAGCUGAGGCUGAUCUGUGUGUAUGCAUCAGCUCUUAGCUCUUGCUGCAGUUUCUUUUGUUUAAAUGUGUUUUUGUUUUGUGGUUAUUUCAACUGCUAAUAAAGCCCUGGUGAAUGAUUGACUUCACCCUUCACUGAAGCGGGUUUCUUCAUUCUAACCAAGUAUUGUAUUUACUUUCUAUUGCUUCUUAUCUGGUUGCCUCAAAAGUAUUUACAGAGUAAACAACUUGUUACUGCAGCUGUUGAAUUCUAUCAAUUACAGCUACAGCAUUUUUUAAUAUAACAUAUUAAUGAAGCUUCUUACAAGGCAGGCUCUUAAGAGCAGCCACUAACAAACAGAUGUUAUUAGCUUGGAA
Molecule: messenger RNA, 4393 nt
Organism: Acipenser ruthenus (sterlet)
Lineage: Eukaryota; Metazoa; Chordata; Actinopteri; Acipenseriformes; Acipenseridae
Product: probable G-protein coupled receptor 139
Exons: 3
Coding region: 207-1274 (355 amino acids)
Biological process (GO): G protein-coupled receptor signaling pathway
Cellular component (GO): membrane
Molecular function (GO): G protein-coupled receptor activity
Source: RefSeq, a predicted model, not a curated record